GCGCUCUCUCUCUCUCUCUCGGCUAUCCUAUAUCCUUGGCUUUACGCUUAUAACUCUCUCUCAUACUCGUACACCACACCAUCCUCUAUUUUCUGUUAAUUUUAUUAACAUUUUGUUUUUCUUUGAAAAAAACAAAGCUCAGAGAAGCUGCUGCUGCUCCUUCUUCUUCUUCUUCUGCUCACUUUGUCUCCGAGAUUUCCUUGCAUUUUCGUGGUCCUUACUCUCGGACAUUAAUCUCUGCUGAAGGUUGAUUAUUCAGAUAGACGGAGAGCUGAUAGAGAAAGUGUAAGCCCAAUUCGGUUAUUCAAUCGGAUUUUACGGUCGGAAAGUCCGAUCGCUGCUCGAAUCGGGUUUUAGACAGAGAAAGUGAUUCCGAGAGAGGAAGAGAGGGGCUCUGACCCGGCAUUUCGAUCGGAGGUUGUAUCGAGUUUUAGAGAGAUGAACGGGGUGGGGAGGCAGGGGCAGAGAUCUGGUGCGGCUGGGGUGCACCACCAACGUCAGUACUCGGACAACUUUCUGGAGACUUCCUCCAAUGGCAGCUGGCUCCAAUCUGCUGGUCUUCAGCACCUCAAUUCCUCCAGCCCUUCUGUUCCUCCUCUUCAGCAGGACUAUGGGCCAUAUGGUGGUACCGGUGGAGGCGGGCAGGAGUCGAGGAUGUAUAGGAAUGGGCAGAGUGGAUUCGCCGGUGCAAAUGAGUUUUACUUGGAGCCUUCAACGCCUACGGGUAAUUCUCGGUCGAGGAAGACUGGCGAAAACUCGCCAAGUGAGUUCAGUCCUGGACUCUUGGAUCUGCAUUCUUUCGAUACCGAGCUUCUUCCAGAGGUGCCAAUCUCUGGUCUCUAUGAUGGUACUUCUAUGUAUCAUCCUGUUCGUGGCAGGAGCUUUGAUGACUCUGUUCCCUACAUCUCAAACAACAAACAAACCGGCAGAACUCGCGUUUUGCCAGAAAACAAUGUCAUGAAAACCUUUUCUGCGGAUAAAGAGAAAUCCAGUUCUGUAGCAAAGAUAAAAGUUGUGGUGCGCAAGAGACCGCUUAAUAAGAAGGAAUUAGCAAAGAAUGAGGAAGACAUUAUAGAGACACAUUCUAAUUCUCUAACAGUUUAUGAGACUAAACUUAAGGUUGACCUCACAGAAUAUGUGGAGAAGCAUGAAUUUUGUUUUGAUGCUGUGCUGAAUGAAGAGGUCUCAAACGAUGAGGUGUAUCGUGAGACAGUGGAACCCAUAGUUCCAAUAAUUUUUCAACGCACAAAAGCAACUUGCUUCGCAUAUGGGCAAACAGGGAGUGGAAAAACUUAUACAAUGAAGCCAUUACCCCUUAAAGCAUCACGUGACAUCUUGAGGUUGAUGCAUCAUACUUACCGUAAUCAAGGAUUUCAGUUGCUUGUAAGCUUCUUUGAGAUAUAUGGAGGGAAACUUUUUGAUCUUCUCAAUGAUCGGAAAAAACUUUGCAUAAGAGAGGAUGGGAGGCAGCAAGUUUGCAUUGUCGGUUUGCAAGAGUACAGCGUAUCAGAUGUGGAAACAAUUAAGGAGCUCAUUGAGAAAGGAAGUGCCACAAGAAGUACCGGAACAACUGGUGCAAAUGAAGAAUCCUCCCGUUCACAUGCCAUACUUCAGCUUUCUAUAAAGAGGUCUGUUGAUGGCAGUGAAUCAAAACCACCUCGUGUUGUAGGAAAGCUCUCGUUUAUAGAUCUUGCUGGAAGUGAACGUGGUGCAGACACUACAGAAAAUGACAAACAGACAAGAAUAGAAGGUGCUGAGAUCAAUAAGAGCUUACUUGCACUGAAGGAAUGCAUUAGAGCUCUUGACAAUGACCAGAAUCAUAUUCCUUUCAGAGGUAGUAAAUUAACAGAAGUGUUGAGGGAUUCAUUUGUUGGGGACUCGCGCACUGUGAUGAUAUCAUGCAUAUCACCAAGCUCAGGGUCAUGUGAACAUACUCUGAACACAUUAAGAUAUGCUGACAGAGUGAAGAGUCUUUCGAAGGGAAACAAUCCUAAGAAGGAUAUAUCAUCAUCAACCUUCAAUCUUAAGGAAUCAACUGCUGUACCCUUGUCUUCAGUUCCUGCAUCCAACUUUGAGGAUGAUGUAUCUGACUCAUCGCCUGAACAAACUGAAAGGGAUGAUUUUGAUGAACCUGAAGGGUGCUAUCAGCAAGGAAAACCUUUAUGGAAGAAGAAUGGGAAGCUAGAUCCAUACAUUCUCUCUACUUCAGAGGACAAACUAAGGAAACCCAAUGGUCAGACUAAAUGGAAGGACCUGCCAAAAUUUGAAUCCAAGAACGCACAUUCAGAUGAUGAUCUGAAUGCCCUCUUACGGGAGGAGGAAGAUCUUGUAAAUGCUCACCGAAAACAAGUGGAGGAUACUAUGAAUAUUGUUAGAGAGGAGAUGAACCUGCUGGUUGAGGCUGACCAACCUGGGAAUCAACUGGAUGAUUAUAUUUCUAGAUUGAAUUCCAUUCUAACUCAAAAGGCUGCAGGCAUCCUGCAAUUACAAAACCGUUUGGCUCAUUUUCAGAAGCGUUUGAAGGAGCAUAAUGUUUUAGUAUCUACUUGUGGAUACUAAUUCCAUUCGGAAGGGGAAAUGCUAGUAAAUCCUACUGGGUUAUGCCUUUAUUUUAUUUUAAUUGGAGCAUUAUUUUAUGUGACUUCUCAUGUUGCAGUAUGGUGGAUUAUUCAUUACUCCAUCCGUAUCUUUGGUAAUGUUUGCUGGAUUUGAGGGUUGGAGUUUUCUUUUGAUUCGAUAGUACAUUAUUGACAUAAUUCUUUUCUACCCAUAAUCAAGCUAUAGACAAAACUAUUGGAUUCAUAUGUAAAAAUUCGCGGCAUUGUAAUUUGAAAAUUAAUUGAAUAGUUCUUGUUGGACUA
Messenger RNA from Juglans microcarpa x Juglans regia, 2861 nucleotides. RefSeq names its product kinesin-like protein KIN-13B. Gene Ontology annotation, biological process: microtubule-based movement. NCBI's taxonomy places the organism in Eukaryota, Viridiplantae, Streptophyta, Magnoliopsida, Fagales, Juglandaceae. The transcript is spliced from 12 exons. Gene Ontology annotation, molecular function: microtubule binding; ATP binding; microtubule motor activity. The coding region runs from base 439 to 2559 and encodes 706 amino acids. The record is from RefSeq and is a predicted model, not a curated record.